Hemisphaericaspora subhashii is the source of this 489-nucleotide messenger RNA. RefSeq lists its product as uncharacterized. Lineage: Eukaryota; Fungi; Ascomycota; Pichiomycetes; Serinales; Debaryomycetaceae. The transcript has a single exon. Gene Ontology annotation, cellular component: histone deacetylase complex. Gene Ontology annotation, molecular function: protein binding; transcription coregulator activity. Gene Ontology annotation, biological process: regulation of DNA-templated transcription. The record is from RefSeq and is a predicted model, not a curated record. Bases 1 to 489 code for a protein of 162 amino acids.
AUGCCUCCUCGGAACUAUAAAGAAUCUGCUUCAGAACCAGAAUCCACUCGCAAUAAUAAUUCUUCAAAUGUUGCAUCUUCUUCCAAAACAUCUCAAAAGGCAAAGAAUCAAGCGGCAUUACAAGCACAACAAAUGUUCCUUUCCAAGCAUAUUAAUUCCAAUGGCCCUAAUGAUAAACCAAAAGUACAUCCAUUAGAUUUUGAAAGCUUUGAUGAUUCGACAUUAAUGAGAUAUAGUGAGAAAUAUGGAUUAAAUGUACCAAUACCUGAAUCAGUGAAUUUUGAUAUAUUGAAUAGUGAAAUUGGGAAGAAAACGUAUUCAAAAAGGAGUAAACUGAGACAAAAUAUCAAUAGAGUAUCUAAACCUGAAUUGGCAGCUCAUUUAAAGAAUCAUUUUAUGAGUCUACCUAGCAAAGAGAAUGAAAUUAUUACUGGAUUUUUAUACAAGCUUAAACAUGAAGAUAGUGAAUUUAGGUUGAAAUUUAAUUAG